AAUUCUUUCUGGGCUAUAAUCUGACAAGGGCUGCUGCCAAACUUGGGGUCACUGAUUUUGACAAGCUUUAGAAGAAAUGUAGUAUAGGUCCAGCAAAAGCUACUGUUAACCGAAGACGAUGCAACACUCAAGCAUUUGGGAGAAAUUACAAAUUGAAAUUUCGCGGUUUUAAGUAUGCUCCGUUAUUCUAAUAGCGUUUUUCAUUGGGAUGCACUGAGUGCGCAUUAGGAACUCGUGGAGUUUAGGCGACACUACCCGAGUUUACCGACAGUGCAAGUUUUUUUGCACGCCCAAUGAAACACUCAUGACUUGAUGAGUGCGCAUAAGAACCGAUUCGCCUCGGAUUGAAAGAAAAUAUAUGCAUUAACGUAAACUUCACUAUGGAACAAUCAGAAGAAUUAAGCAUUUCUUUCAAAGUCAAUAGUGACAUGCUCUCGUUAAAACUUCUAUCAAGUGAAACAGAGUUCUAUAAUAAAUUAAUGAAUGACGAUACCUACAGCAUACAAUAUAUAAAACUUGUGAUUAAAAAUGGAUUGUGUGUUCUACAUGGAAGCGAAAAUCAGAAAAUUGAAGAAAUAUCUCGAGUGAUUGAAGAUGAAGAACAAUUGAUAUUCCACGCGAAUAUUCAUGGUGAUAAUCGCAGCAAUGAAGAUCAGCUAUCGGAGUAUAUUAAAGAAAAUGAAGCACUCAUGUUUAAAUCCUUUGAAUCACAGGAGUAUGAUCAGAAUGAAUCACAAUCGCAGGAGUACGAUAAAAAAGGAAAGAAGAGUAGCGAUUACUGGAGCAAUUCAGGAACAUCGUUUCUUCUCGAUAAAUAUGAAACAUAUAUGUCGGAUAUUGGUCCCAUGAAAAAAUUCAAAACUAAAAAAUUGAUGUGGGCGCAAAUUUCAAAAGAUAUGCUGACGAUGUUGGACGUAUUAAAAACUCCUCUUCAAGUUGAAAAUCGGUAUAAAACCGUUCUCAAAAGGAAAAAAAAGCAGUUGAGAACAACUCUAAAUCAGGCAGCUCUAGAGAGGAUGUACCAUUCAAAGAAGAAUUGCGUAAAAUUGCUCAUUCGGACGAUAGUAUUGAGCCCGAGGUGUUGCGAAAUGCAAGGAGCGUUAAAUAUCCUAAAUUGAAUACAAGAAUGUCGGAAGAAAUCUGCAAUGAUAGUGCCUCUACACAUUCUACUGAUAGCUCACCACCAAAGACAAAAAAAUCGAAACCAAGUGAUAUUGAUAAAAGGAUGGAAUACUGGAAAAAUAAAGAAGCGGCAAAAGAAAGACGUCACGAAGAAAAGUUGAAUUUAAUACGGGAGUUGUUCGCCAAACAAAAGUAGCGGGAACUAAAGUAAGAUGAUACAGAAACAAG
Harpegnathos saltator (Jerdon's jumping ant) is the source of this 1350-nucleotide messenger RNA. RefSeq lists its product as uncharacterized. The coding region runs from base 381 to 1118 and encodes 245 amino acids. The transcript is spliced from 4 exons. The record is from RefSeq and is a predicted model, not a curated record. NCBI's taxonomy places the organism in Eukaryota, Metazoa, Arthropoda, Insecta, Hymenoptera, Formicidae.